This is a messenger RNA of Ceratosolen solmsi marchali, 1572 nucleotides long. Its product is annotated as homeobox protein H17. Lineage: Eukaryota; Metazoa; Arthropoda; Insecta; Hymenoptera; Agaonidae. Gene Ontology annotation, biological process: regulation of transcription by RNA polymerase II; embryonic morphogenesis. The record is from RefSeq and is a predicted model, not a curated record. Bases 1 to 459 code for a protein of 152 amino acids. Gene Ontology annotation, molecular function: RNA polymerase II transcription regulatory region sequence-specific DNA binding; DNA-binding transcription factor activity, RNA polymerase II-specific. Gene Ontology annotation, cellular component: nucleus. The transcript is spliced from 3 exons.
AUGGUUGCAGAAGGCGAGCUACGAUUGCCAGGUCCAGUUCAGCCUGGACCAGUAAGGUGUACACUACGGAAGCACAAGCCAAAUCGAAAGCCUCGCACGCCAUUUACCACGCAGCAGCUGCUUUCGCUCGAAAAGAAAUUCCGCGAGAAGCAAUAUUUGACUAUUGCCGAGAGAGCUGAGUUUUCAUCUUCUCUUCACCUUACGGAGACGCAGGUGAAGAUCUGGUUCCAGAACCGACGCGCUAAGGCGAAGCGCCUCCAGGAGGCCGAGAUCGAGAAGCUUAGAUUGUCGGCGCGGCCGCUGCUCCACCCAAGUUUUGGCUCGAGCCUCAUGUUCUCGGGGGUCGGGCCUCCGGGCAGCCCUGCGGUGCCGCCCUUCAUCGCCGCGGCCAUGGCCAGGCACACGCAUGCGGCCGCUGCCGCGGCCAUGUUCAUGGCCCCACCCGGACACAGGCCCUAAUAAGACGGGGCCCCUUUCGUGGCCCGCGACUGCCCUUCUGACUUGCUCUUGAUCCUAGUCCUGGUGCGCGCAGGGUUUUACAGACUAUACCGAUUACUGGCUCUGGCGAUCUGUUGGCAUAAGUAAGCUACGAUAAUACUGUAAUAAUAUGCCAAAAUGAAAGGAGCAGAGGGGGAAGGCUCGUGGCAAUGUUUGGCGCGUUAUUUGUGCAGCGAUCACUCUCCUCAUCCGCUCAACAUUUGAAUUACAUGAUUUUUAUUAGCUGUCGUAAAAGUUUAAAUUUGGCUAGAAAUAUUUCUUUUCCCCUCGUUAUCGCAAGCUGCAGUAUCAAACAGUAUCAAAUUACUUUUGUAAAAAGUGACCAUGAAACGGGAUGUACCUCCGUGUGCUCAAUUAUGACAAAAAAAAAGAAAGAAAUAAUAAUAAUAAUUAUUAUUAUUAUAAUAAAAAAUAACCAGUUAAUUUGCAGUACAGCUUACAAUGCAAACAUUUAUACCUCACUUUUCGUCCUAAUGAUAUACUUCUCUUUAAAGCAAUAAUGCUCUGUAUGUUUAUUUUUUUAUCCCUCGUCAUUGUUUGAUAGAAGUUAGAUCAUACGUAUAUGGAAUGAAAAAAUUCUCAUUUCCAAUAAUAGCAAGGCUCGCUUUAUAUAAUUUCAGAAAUCCUCAGAUUAAUAGCUACGUUCAAUUUACCUAAAUAGUUACAUAAAAAAUUUAAUACAACAAGUGUUUAUAGCAUGAACACGAAGCAUUUACUGCGCCUAUACAUGAACACUUUAGUCUGUAAAUAGUGUAAAUAGUUACGUCAUUGUGCUCGAACUCGAAGUAAUUACGCUCAAAUUGAGAAAGUUUAUUAUUGGUGCAAUCAAAUUGAACAUAUAUUUUAUAAAACAUAAACAAAACGUUUUACCAUCAAUUUGUAAUUUUAACGCUAACCGAGUUAAGAUCAUGCAUUACACCAUUUUAAGACUGUGAACCGAUAGUUUUCAAUUGAUUCAUUAAAUAAUGAAAUACUUCUAUCGUUGACGUCUAAUGCUCUUCCUUGCAGUCGCUACUUAGCACUUACAUUGUUAAAAUUUGUAAAAAAACUUUAUAUUGUAAUUGUAAUAAACCU